Molecule: messenger RNA, 1720 nt
Organism: Electrophorus electricus (electric eel)
Lineage: Eukaryota; Metazoa; Chordata; Actinopteri; Gymnotiformes; Gymnotidae
Gene: c3h16orf89
Product: chromosome 3 C16orf89 homolog
Cellular component (GO): membrane; cytosol
Source: RefSeq, a predicted model, not a curated record
CACUGUAACCCUCGCUCCCUACCAUACCUCGCGGCGCCGGGGCGGAACGUUCCGCCCGUUAUACUACAUCUGUCAAGACGCGAACCAAGUGAUGAUUUCCAUACGACAGACUGCUUGUCCACAUUUGCGCGUCCACAUGUAAUAAUAAUUAAGAAAAGUCUCUCAGGUCUCGGAUCGAUCCUUUUGCAGUUUAGUUGCUAAACAUAAAAAAAAAGAUGUUGCGCCCGACUUUGAUGCUCCUUAUUCUCUCAUCAGCAAUCCACUCGUCGCGCCAAGAGAUUAUUGAUGACAUACUGGAGAGUUUAUCGAAAGGAGUGACUUUCUUUGAAAAGCAGUGCAAGAAUAUCAAUCUGGAUGGCGUAGUUGGUUAUAUGAUUCUGAAGGCACAGUUACAGGAAGCCACGAGGUCCUGGCCAAAUUCAGACUUCCUCAGCCUCUUUCAGCGCUCCAUAGCAGUGUCUUUAGUUAAAAAACUGGACAGAAGCUUGUCUCAUGCGAUCACCUCUCUUCAGGAGACAGACCCCAAAUAUUACAAAGAGUUUGAGCCCAUCUUGGACACGUCAUUUUGGUCUUUGCCUCGUGAAUGGAGCUUCACGGAUCCCACUCUUGUGUACUCCUCAACAAGAAGCGCAGAGUGUUAUGAUGAGCAGCAGGGUGACAAAUGCAUGACACUGCUUCUAGGAACAUGGAAAGACAACGGGACACCAUGCAUCGUGACAAAGUCUUGCAGAGACACAAUGACACGUUUUGGAUGUCCGCACUAUUCACUGUCUCACCAGCUACUGUACUUCAUGAUUGGGAAAAUGGUAUCAGUCAUUCCCUGGCUAACACUUGUGUCCUCUCAGAAAGGGUGUUCCAGGAUGCUGAAGGGGGACAUGAGGCUGUCUCGCAUCAACAUUACUGUGGAACACUAUCAGAGGAUAUACUGUUCAAACAUGAUGAAGGGCAAUCAGGAGAUUGUCAGCAAUGGUUUCUCUGCUCAAAUACAAGAUAUAUUCAUAGAAAACAUUCUUUUAUGUGGUUUGGCUGGUUUCUCUGACUUUUAUAAACCAGACUGGUUACAGCAUAUUCUGGCAUGGCAAGACAAAAAUCUGGGUUGCUUUGGGAAAGAUGAAGACUACUCAGAAAUGUUUGAGGAAUUUUUGGAUACACCUCACAAACGAGUGAAAAGAAGAGAAAAAACUUUAAAAGAUGGCUGCUCAAGUCACAUGACAGGGGUUGCAAUGAGUGCACUGGGUGGUUAUCUCAACUUCUACCUGGCUGAGCAAGACAUUACAAAGAGACCCCUGAUCUAACUCUCCAACAGUAUGGCUAUGGACCUCUUUACAAAACAAUUACAAACCAAUACCUUCAUUAAUAUGUAUUUAUUCCAUAGAAGAAAAAAAGAAAAACAACCUGUACAUUUUUAAAUAGUAUAUUAAAUGGAAGCAACAUUUUUGGUAAAAUAUCACCAUUUCACUGAUAAUUAUACUUACAAAAUUAAUGCUUAAAUGUAGUUCACAUAAGGUUGGUACUCAGUUAAACUAGGUUUGUGUUUGGAUUAAUAAAGGCCUCUGGGUGCAUAAUGUCCCAAAGAGCAUUCUUAUGAAUGAAUGAAUAAAUGACUACUAUUCUUAAUAAUGAAUGAAUGAAUGAAUGCAUUCCAGUAACAGGAUGCCCUCCAAGCUGCAUGGAAAGCAAUAGGAAUAUCCAGGAUUUUGGCUAAUAACCAAUAACCAAG